AUGAAACGAACUGUGACUACGGCACAGAAUAAAAGCAAUGAAGAUGAGGAGACAAGUACGGCUGCAUUAUUAGGAUCACAAAAAGCUGCGGGUGCAAUUAGAACAAAUAAUGAUAGUAGCAUUAGUAAGGAUAAUAAUGGCAACAAGAAGUCGAUUAGUACUGCCAGAAAUGGUAAUAAUAAUAAUAAUACUGGAAAGCAGUCCUCGAAAAGCUUGUCGGGUACGACUGCUACUCCCCAGUCGCCUGAAACUGGCGGCUCAUCGUCUUCAACGAAACGCAUCUCGUCAACCAAGACAGCAGCUGCUAGUCAGCAAUACGGUUCGGGUGGAGGCACCACUGGAUCGACGACGACCGGAGGAGGAACGGCGUCGAGACGUGGUGCUAGAGGUGCGAGAAAAUCUCGUGUAGCCGCUAAAUUCAAUUGA
Anisakis simplex (herring worm) is the source of this 426-nucleotide messenger RNA. Lineage: Eukaryota; Metazoa; Nematoda; Chromadorea; Rhabditida; Anisakidae. The record is from the annotation of a GenBank genome assembly.